Plenodomus lingam JN3 is the source of this 219-nucleotide messenger RNA. The record is from RefSeq and is a predicted model, not a curated record. Lineage: Eukaryota; Fungi; Ascomycota; Dothideomycetes; Pleosporales; Leptosphaeriaceae.
AUGAAGAUCACAUUCAAGGAUCUCAAGCAGAACAAGUUCGUCAUCCAGGCCGAACCCACGGAAACGCUCAAGGCGAAAAUCCAGGCAGACAAGGGCUGGGAGGUGCCCCAACAGAAGCUCAUCUACUCGGGCAAGAUUCUGCAGGACGCCCACACGGUCGAGUCGUACAAGAUUGAGGAGAAGGGCUUCAUCGUCUGCAUGGUCUCCAAGGUGAGUUGA